This is a messenger RNA of Paramuricea clavata, 270 nucleotides long. Lineage: Eukaryota; Metazoa; Cnidaria; Anthozoa; Malacalcyonacea; Plexauridae. The record is from the annotation of a GenBank genome assembly.
AUGUCGCGAUACGACUGGGACGGAACAGAAUUCGAAUCAAUUAUUGACGAGUUGAUUGAGAAAACUGACAGGAACAAGGAACAGCUAGACAAGAUUCAGGCAACCCUGGAUUCACUAGAGAGAGAUCAUGAUGCCCUCAAGAAUAAAAUAGUAGGUCCACUACAAUAUGAUUUUGAAGCUUUUAAAAUUGACACAAUAAAAACAGUUGUAAAGAUAUACAAGAAUCUAAAUGAAAAAUCAUUUUUUGUAAUAGGAAGUAUACAACUAUGA